AUGUCUCAGCGUGAGUUUGAGAAGGCUGCUGAGGAUAUUAAGCACCUUAAGGCCAAGCCAGUGGAUGAUGAGAUGUUGUUCAUAUACAGCUGCUGCAAACAAAUGACUGUGGGCGACAUAAAUACAGAAGGACCCAGGAUUUUGGACCUCCAAGGAAUGGCCAAGUGGAGUGCCUGGAACGAGCUGGAAGGGACUGUCAAGGAAGACGCCAUUGAAACUUACACCAGCAUAGUAGAAGAGCUAAAGAAAAAGUAUAGGAUAUGA
Messenger RNA from Nycticebus coucang (slow loris), 264 nucleotides. Its product is annotated as acyl-CoA-binding protein-like. Lineage: Eukaryota; Metazoa; Chordata; Mammalia; Primates; Lorisidae. Bases 1 to 264 code for a protein of 87 amino acids. Gene Ontology annotation, cellular component: mitochondrion. The record is from RefSeq and is a predicted model, not a curated record. Gene Ontology annotation, biological process: fatty acid metabolic process. Gene Ontology annotation, molecular function: fatty-acyl-CoA binding. The transcript has a single exon.